AUGGAUGAAAAAAAUAACGAUAUAAAUGAUGAAACUGAAUGCAUAAAGGAGACAACUGUGAAAGUGGUGGAUCAAGUGAAGGAAAAGGAAAAUGAACCUACUAACGAUUUGCCUUUAGAGAAAAAAAGGAAAGAACACGCAAGCAACGAUGAUUUACCAGAUCCAAAGAAAAUGCCCUUGAUCGAAGAAAGCGAAGAAGAAAAUGAGGGAGAGAAAGAGGAAAUAGAAGAUCCAUACCUACUAAAAGACGCGAAAUAUAUAAAAAAGAACAAAUUAUGGAAAACGAAACAAAGGGUCCUAAUCGUAAGAUCACCAUUAAAAAAAAAAAACUGUCAAUCAUUUGUUGACAAUUUAAAACUAUUAUUACCUCAUCAUAAAAUGGAGAGUAAAUGGAGUAAAAAAGGGAAAAAAAUAGAUUUAAGUAAUAUAUGCUAUAGUCGAAAUUGUAAUAAUUUAAUAUUUUUUGAUAUAAAAAGAAAUCGUUAUUGUUUAUGGAUAUGUAAAAAUAUAACUGGCCCAUCAUUAUACUUUGAAAUAUUAGAUUAUAUACCAUUGCACAGUUUAUCAUUCCCAGGAAAUUGUUUAUUAUAUUCUCGCCCACUUUUAAUAUUUAGCAAACAAUUUGAUGAAUUAGAGCAUUUAAAAUUAAUAAAAGAAAUAUUUAUACAUGUAUUUGGAACACCUAAAUACCACCCACUAAGUAAACCAUUUUAUGAUCAUUGUUAUAAUUUUUAUUAUAUUAAAGAUUUAAUUUAUUUUCGCCACUAUCAAAUUCUACCUACAACAUUAGCUGACUCGAAUAAUAUUAACAAGCAAAAACUAGUGGAAAUAGGCCCACAAUUUACAUUACAUAUUAUAAAAAUUUUUGACCAAUUUUUUAAAGGAAAUGUUAUAUAUGAAAAUUUGAAAUAUAAAAAUUGUGAAACAUCAAAACAGAAAAAAAUUAAACAAAAUAUUAAAAAAAAAGUUACUAGUAUCAAAAAAAAAAAAUCAUAUGUGAGCAGAGUUAAGUUCAUUCACACCCCAAUAAAAACAGACAUCGAUUUUUAG
Messenger RNA from Plasmodium berghei ANKA, 1050 nucleotides. RefSeq names its product ribosome biogenesis protein BRX1, putative. Gene Ontology annotation, cellular component: nucleolus. The transcript has a single exon. NCBI's taxonomy places the organism in Eukaryota, Apicomplexa, Aconoidasida, Haemosporida, Plasmodiidae. The coding region runs from base 1 to 1050 and encodes 349 amino acids. Gene Ontology annotation, molecular function: rRNA binding. Gene Ontology annotation, biological process: ribosomal large subunit assembly; rRNA processing. The record is from RefSeq and is a predicted model, not a curated record.